CGAAAAUGGCGGCGAGUCAGGGAGGGAUGGGUGCUGCGGCGACUCUUCAGAGCCAGCAUUAUCUGAAUGUCACUCACUGGAACCCGGGUGUGAUGCAACAGCAGCAUCCGCUGCACACCGCCCGUAGUUUGGAGCGCGCUCUGGACGAUGCCCUCUGCUCCGGGAUGUUCAACAUCAGUGGCAGAAAAUUGCGCGAUUACCCGGGGCUCAACUACGAUCUGACCGAUACUACACAAGCAGACUUGUCAAGAAACCGUUUCUGUGAAAUCCCUCCAGAAGUCUGUAUGUUUGCACCUCUGGAGUCAUUAAACCUUUAUCACAACUGCAUAAAAGUCCUUCCAGAGGCCAUUAUCAACUUACAGAUGCUCACCUACCUGAACAUCAGUCGAAAUCAACUGUCCGUGCUCCCCAAGACUCUCUUCAAUCUUCCUCUGAAAGUGCUGGUGGUGAGCAACAAUAAACUCCUGUCUGUUCCUGAGGAAAUCGGCAAGGCCAAAGACCUUAUGGAGCUGGACAUUAGCUGUAAUGAGAUCCAGGUGCUUCCAACUCAGAUGGGAAAACUCCUCGUAUUACGAGAACUCAACAUACGAAGAAACUGCCUUCAAGUUCUACCAGAUGAGUUGUCUGUUCUGCCAUUGAUAAGGUUGGAUUUCUCUUGUAAUAAGAUUACAGAGAUUCCCCAAUCUUACUGCAAACUCAAGCAGUUAGAACACAUUGUUCUUGACAACAACCCUAUGCAGUCUCCACCCGCGCAGAUCUGUUUAAAGGGGAAGAUUCACAUCUUCAAGUAUUUAAACAUUCAGGCAUGUCGCCUGGAUAAAAAACCAGACAUGCUUGAACUGCCCUCUCUGGGAAAACGUUGCUUACCACAGCAGCUGACAGAUAGUAUGGAAGAUUUCUAUCCCAGUAAAAACCAUGGCCCUGACUCAGGUAUUGGCAGUGACAACGGCGACAAAAGGCUGUCGACUACGGAGCCAUCAGACGAUGACACUGUUAGUCUCCACUCUCAAGUGUCUGAGACAGCGCGGGUUGAUGCACACAUACUUCUCACAAAGCUGGACUCAAACAAAGAUCAGGACCCAUAUGACUUUAUUGAGCCAAAUCCAGAUGAAGAAGCUGCACUUUCUGAGGGAGAUAUACAACACAAUGCACCCAACGUGUCAUGUAUAAAGGAGUUGGAGAGGGUUUUAAAAACACACCAAAGCAAAGACAAAGAGAACUGUAAAGAGGAGUCUGGCUCAGAGAAAGAGCAGUUAGCUGAAGAAGAGGAAGAUGACUUGAAGGAAGUGUUGGAUCUGAGGAAGAUCGCAGUACAGCUGCUACAACAAGAACAACAGAACAGGAGGCGGUCCCUAAUUUGCAGGGCAGAGAGUCUAAUACACCGUAGAAGAGCAGCGGGGAGAGCUCACAGAUUUCUCAGUCAUUCAGGAAGCAGCAGCAAACAGAGAUCCCCAUCUCAGACUGGCAGAAGUGCAUCACUAGAUGAGGGAAGCAGCUCAGCCUCUGCCCUGAGUGGACAGGAGACUGAUCUCACUGACGAAGAUGCAGCUUUCUCUGAGCCUUCUUCUUGCUCGUUUGAUGGAAGUUUGAGCAGUGAUUCGGAACCAAGAUGGCCAGAGGUUCCUCCUGUACUCAACCAGAAUGAGGAUCGCAGAAGAAACAAGUACCUGAGGAAAGACUAUCUGAAGUACAAGUGCCAAAGUGCUCGAAGACACUCCAGUGGCCAUGACAAUGAUUGUGAGGAGGGAAUGUGUUCUAAUGAUUCUACCACAACCCUCACCGUCUUUGGCCUGAAACCUAGAUCAGUCCUCUCCCAUUGCAGUCGACAAGACUUCAGCUCCACAGACCCAACCUUCACCAUGAGGAGAAAGAUGGAGCACCUCAGGGAAGAGAUGGAGCAGAUCGGACUCCUGCGGCAGAAUCUCGAGUGCAGGUUAAAGGUUUUAUUGCCAGAUGAUGUGGGUGUUGCUUUAAUGGAUGGUGUUGUUUUAUGCCAUCUGGCCAAUCAUAUCUGUCCUCGUUCAGUGGCCAGCAUUCAUGUGCCCUCCCCUGCAGUGCCAAAGCUGACCAUGGCCAAGUGCCGGCGGAAUGUUGAGAAUUUCUUGGAUGCUUGUAAAAAGCUUGGAGUGCCACAGGACAAAUUGUGUUUGCCACAUCACAUCCUGGAGGAGCGAGGUCUGGUAAAAGUUGGUGUCACUGUACAGGCUUUGCUGGAUCUUCCAUCAACAAAACCCAACCAACUCUCCACCAUGUAGCAUUGCUUGAUCAUGGGAUGACCACUGGCAUCCAUUUACCCUGCCUUACCACCUCAUACUCACAUCCUCUACCCCAGAUAACCUCUCAAUACCGAACUUUGAUCUUGAUCAUGACUCUUCACCCUAGCUCAACUACAGUGACAAGUCCGACAUCCCCUAUCUCUUUUAACUCCCAAUGAAAGGGACUAGACAUAUUAAGCCUACUCUAGUUGAAAACCACACAUUUAAUUCAGAGGGAGAACGGGUAAGCAGACUAAAACCAAAGUGGGCUACAGACACCAUUUGGGCCAGCUAAAUGCAGUAGACUAGUACCAUAUUACUGAAUUCACCUUUUCAUGGAUAAACUCUAAAUAUCUGUUUUUAUUCCAUGAGGCAGGUAAACCUUCUUUUUUAUCUGCUCAUCUCUCUUGUUGUCUCUUCUCUUGGACCGGUGAGCCUUACUGGUGAGGACUGGAGAAAAGUACACAGCUGUCUGUCUGAUUAUGGACAAGAGGGAAGGUGUUACUUAAAUGCCAGACCAACCCUCACCUGUAUGAAGUCAAUAAGAGCUGUUUAACUGCACCCUAUAUCACCUCACAUUCUGUCACUCCCUUGCUACAUGAGGAAGAAUAAUAGAACAGAAAAAUGUUCAUGUAAAUCUUAACCAGACAAGCACAGAGGAAAUCCGGAAAAUUGGUUGUAGUAAACAGUGUGUCCCAAGGAAACAACUGUUGACUCAUUGCUGUGACAAUGGGCUUUGCACUAUAAAGUAUUCACUUUUAGUCUACAAGUCUGGAUGGAUGUGGUUACAUGCCUGUACAAGACAAAGUCUCACGUGUAUGCUUUUACCCGCCUGCCAGUGUUUUCCAAUGUUUUAUCUUUUUUCAUUAUUGUUUUCUCUGUUAUUUCCAGGGAGAUUUAUUUAAUACUUCAAUUCUCAUGAACAAUCGAUGCCUGCUUUAGGCAUUCCCUGCAUCAAUUGGAAACGUUUUUGCCCUUGUGCCUGUGUAAAUGCAGUGUGCUUACAUAAAAAAAUCACUUUUAUUGUGUGAUGUGCAGGUAUGCAUAAUUGCAGCACUAAGAAUAGGUCUGUUAAAUGUUCCUGCAAAGCUGAAUAUUAUUUCCAUACAGUUGGAACAGUCCAUUAGUAAUUAAUACACAAUAGUUUGUAAUGAUUGAAACACUCAAUCACUUAAGUUAAAGAUUUUUUUUUUUUUUAAAUAUCUUGUGGAAAAACAAGUCAAAGGAGUCUUUGAUGCUUGGAAUAUUCAAGUUGUAAAUUAUUUGAUGCAGGAAAUUUUGUUCACCACCGUAAACUGUGAAGAUGUGUUAAUUGGGGAACACAAUUUUAAAAUUGUGUAUUCAUUUAUUUAUUUACCUUACAUUUACUUAUAUUUAUUUGUUGAAUCGUAUUUACUUUUUCAUAAAAACAAUUUGCAAUGCCAGUAGAAUUUGAGAAAGUGUUUUAUAUAUUGCACACAGAGACAGACAUGAAAAUUGAGGAAACCAUCUGAACAAUAGACCAGUAGUUCUUAACUUUUUUGACACUAAGGCCCCCCCAAAUUGGCAGUCGCCCCUUCCCCAUUUAUGUUUUAUUGGAAUCCAGUUCAAAAUGCGUAAUUUAUUGAAUGAAAUCAACAGUUUCAAGGGCCCAGAUAACACAAUGUAAUUGACAUCUGCUAAACAUCUUAAAAAGAUCAAAUUUACAAACAAUCGAAAUCAUAAACGUCUCAAAGACAUCUACUGAAUGUCUUUUAUUGACAUCCGAGACAUACGUAUUGACAUAGAUGUAUUGCAGGUGAGCAAGCAACAUAAAGAAUACAUUUUCCAGAUGUAAGUAGGGGAGAGUGGGGCACAAACUAACGUGUGGCUAGUUGUAAACUGUUUAUUUAAAAUGAGGCAAACUUGGUAUAAUUGUAAUCUCCAAUCUGUUAGCUAGCAUUUUGCAUAGUCUUUUAAUUCCCAGGUUUAAAUCCCAGUUGCGCCGACGGAGCACGUUGUAACACUGCGUUACAGCGUACCCCAACUACAAAAAACUAUUUACAAUUCCAUGCAUUUGUUUUCCAAGGUUGUACGCUCUACAGUAUUGGUCUACUUUGCAAUAACAGGACCUCCAUUAAGCAUGAUCAUGCAAAAUCAUUGUAAGCAAUCUGAUUUUAAUCAGAGUUAGAAAUAUAAUGCCAUUAUAUAUUGUAUACAUACAUCUUGAUUUUUAGAAGUUUUAGCACUUUCAUUUUUAUAUUAUUCUAAUAUAAUUUAUGAAAAAAUUAUUUUAAGUUAUCUUGGGGCCCCUUGGAAAUUUGCAGAGCCCCCCCUGGUUGAGAACAACUGGUAUAGACUACAUACUGCAUGCUACAUUUUGAAAUGUAUGCAAAACUACAAAGUCUGCUACAGUAAUGAUUCAAAUUGUAGCCAAUCAUUGUCAUAUGAUCUAAAACCUACAGCAUAUCCAGUUGCAGAAAUACUGAAACUGAAGUUUCAUGACAAUCAUAUUGCACUGUGGGAAACAGUUCUUGAUUAUUACAGUAUGACAAUCUGCAUACUGUUAUUACUGUGUGCUGCGUUCCAAAUUUCUGUCAAAUUUAAUGAAGUUGUGUGAAAGCACAACCAUUCUUGUGGUACAAUAUUUAUUUGAAUCUUCCCAUCAAACUUCAUACUGGCAAUGCUUUGAAAUAUUAUCUGAAAAUGUUCAGUUUGUAUAAAGAAACAUUGAUUAAAAUGUAAUGAAUAGACAGGAGGCACCUCCUAUGCAGUGCACACAUAAUACUGUAUGUAUAGGUGUUUUUUUUUAUGACGACUGAAAUCGCAUGCCUGCAUCAAACCAUCAUUCAUGUACAUAAUCUCUGUAUAAACACAUUAGGAUGUUUCUUUAAAAGGAAAACAAAAAGUUUGAAAUGUCAGAAUACUGGAAUAAA
Xyrauchen texanus (razorback sucker) is the source of this 5149-nucleotide messenger RNA. Its product is annotated as leucine-rich repeat and calponin homology domain-containing protein 2-like. Lineage: Eukaryota; Metazoa; Chordata; Actinopteri; Cypriniformes; Catostomidae. The coding region runs from base 6 to 2255 and encodes 749 amino acids. The transcript is spliced from 22 exons. The record is from RefSeq and is a predicted model, not a curated record. Gene Ontology annotation, molecular function: protein binding.